This is a messenger RNA of Sinocyclocheilus anshuiensis, 3537 nucleotides long. Its product is annotated as SH3 and multiple ankyrin repeat domains protein 1-like. NCBI's taxonomy places the organism in Eukaryota, Metazoa, Chordata, Actinopteri, Cypriniformes, Cyprinidae. The coding region runs from base 1 to 3537 and encodes 1178 amino acids. The record is from RefSeq and is a predicted model, not a curated record. Gene Ontology annotation, cellular component: dendritic spine; postsynaptic density; postsynaptic membrane. Gene Ontology annotation, molecular function: ionotropic glutamate receptor binding; synaptic receptor adaptor activity. The transcript is spliced from 20 exons.
AUGGAGCUCCUGGACAACCAUAGUGGACAUCGCACGACCCAGAGACCGCGCCGUAACCUUCCGUCACGUACCAUUACAGCUUGUCAAAAUGGGAACUCUCAACACUUGGAGCACCUGCUUUUUUAUGGUGCAGACUCCUCAUCCCAGAAUGCCUCCGGAAACACUGCCCUGCACAUAUGUGCUUUAUAUAACAAGGAGAGCUGUGCCCGCAUUCUGCUGUAUCGAGGAGCCAAUAAGGACACAAAGAAUAACAGUGGGCAGACCCCCUUCCAGGUGGCUGUGAUGUCUGGCCAUUUUGAGCUGGGAGAAAUCAUUAAAAACCACCGUGAAUCAGACAUAGUUCCCUUUUUGGAGUCUCCAAAGUAUGCCCCCCAGAGGAGGGAGAGUUCUCGUACUCUUGGAUUGCCCCAUCCUCAUCCCUUCUUGCGGGCCAACAGUGACAACAGUAUGAACGUGCCAGACUGGAUCGCUUUUCCUAACGCUGCUGGAUCAAACCUAGUCUCCGUGCAGGGUCUAAAGCAUGGCGCCACCUUGCGUAGCUCCAGCAGUCCCCGUGGAGCGCGAACCCGUUCCCCGUCCCGUGGCCGAACAGGUGACCGAGACGAUCGGAGCCGGCAAACACGGGGAAGACAAGGCGCUGGCUCUAUCAGUAGUCAGGGCACAGCAAGCGGGCAGCGGCGGCGUCUCUACAGUGCCGUGCCUGGCCGUGUUUUUGUGGCCACCCGCUCGCACUCGGCCCAGGGGGACCGUGAGAUCAGCUUCAACAAGGGAGACAAAGUCAAAGUGUUAAGUGUGGGUGAAGGAGGCUACUGGGAGGGGACGGUUCGCGGGCGCACGGGCUGGUUCCCCUCUGACUGCGUGGAGGAGGUGGCUCUCCGCAGCCUGGAGUCCCGUUCAGAGAGCCGCAGCGAGAGAGCCAAGCGACUCUUCCGACAUUACACCGUUGGAUCCUACGACAGCUUUGACGCGCCCAGUGACUAUAUAAUCAAGGAGAAGACAGUCCUCCUGCAGAAAAAAGACAAUGAAGGUUUUGGCUUUGUGCUGAGAGGAGCCAAGGCUCAGACCCCUAUAGAAGAGUUCACUCCCACCCCAGCCUUUCCAGCACUGCAGUACCUUGAGUCUGUCGACGAGGGAGGCGUGGCUUGGAGAGCUGGUCUGCGAAUGGGAGACUUCCUUAUCGAGGUGAAUGGUCAGAAUGUGGUUAAGGUGGGACACAGGCAGGUGGUCAAUAUGAUCAGGCAAGGCAGCAACAGCCUCAUGGUCAAGGUUGUCAUGGUUACCCGGAACCCUGAUAUGGAGGAAGGGGCCCGAAAGAAAAUCCCACAGCAGAGUAAAAGGCUGAGCACACCAGCUAUCGCUCUGCGCUCCAAAUCCAUGACAUCAGAGCUGGAAGAGAUGGUGGACAGAGCCUCUGCCCCAUGGAAAAAAAAAUCAGAGUUCGAGUCUUCACAAGCUACAGAGAAGAAGAGGACAGUUUAUCAGAUGGCUUUGAAUAAACUGGAUGAGAUUUUAGCAGCAGCACAGCAGACCAUCAGUACCAAUGAGGCCCCAGGGCCCCGGGUUCAGGGGAUAAAAAGAGAACGGGGCAGAGGCUUAUAUAAUGAGCCAAGUUUCGACCAAUCGGGAAUGGGGAUGACAUCAUCUGGGGCAGGGCUAGGCUAUGACCGUGGUCAAUUUGUGUCUGGCCACGGCCCCCCGCACGGUAUGCUGCGACAGAAGUCUAUCGGGGUUCCAGAGGAGGAAAAGCAGUUCCUUCAUCCUCCAGCCAUGAAGUUUGCCCGCAGUCUUUCAGUACCUGGCCCAGAUGACAUCCCUCCUCCCCCUACUACAGCUCCCCCUGAGCCCCCUUUCUCCUCAGCUCCCCCUCUUGGCUUUAGGGGCAAGACAUCCCAGCAGCCAUCUGUUUCUGUGUCCCAAUCCACUUCCUCUUCUGCACAGUAUCAGCUCUACUCACAGUCAGUACAUGUCACACAUGGACCCAGAGAUAGGUCCCCUGGACCACCUGCUGGGUCCGGAACCGGGGACCUCUCUUACUCCCAUGCUCAAGCCCACCCCUCUGUGCCAAGCAGGACUGCCUCCAGAAAGGUGAUUGGGUACACAGGGGACCUUGCAGGGGCUGGAGGAGCACCAGGAGCCAAGGCAGCAGCACUGAGAAGGGGCUACAGCAAUGCAGUCCCACCCACUAGUGUCGCUACUGUAAUUCCACAACAGCAGCAGACUACUCAGAGCCAACCUUCCAGGAUGGACCGCAGUGCGAUAGGGGCAGGAGCAGGGGCAGGUGGCGUACAGAAAGGUGGUGCCCGGAGAGGGAAGGGGCCCUUGGUGAAGCAGUCAAAGGUGGAGGAUCUGCGUCAGGGCCAGGGCACACUGGAAGGGAAGGGGUCAGUGGAGAAGAGCUCUAUUCCUAUCCCAACCAUCAUUGUUAAAGCUCCUUCCACCAGCAGCAGUGGACGCAGUAAGAUUGACCGUUCUAACCCCCAACCUGUUGUUCCCCCACCUGCACCCACCGUUCCACCGCCAGCCCCUCCAUCUAUACCUGCUCCCCCACCCCCAUCACUGCCAUCACUUCGUACUCAAGAGAGUUUGGACUUCACCAGCCAGUUUGGUGCUGCCAUAGUAGGGGCAGCUCGCAGGGAUCGAGAACGAUUCCAUGAAGCACGACGGAAGAGUGCCUCCUUUUUUCUUUCUGCUGAGGAAGCGUUGGGUGGAGCAGGAGAAGUGGGAGGACGGACCCAGACUUCCCAACAGCAGCUGAGUUCCCAGCCUUCACCACGUCUGCGACCGUCCAAAUCUAUAGAUGAAGGCAUGUUCUCAGGUGAUACUUUUAUCCACCACACACGCAGUAUGCCUCCUGCCUUCGGCCUGCCUGAGUACUCCUCACCUGCUCCUCCUGGGGAUUACCAGCCUAAGUCUGUACCUGCUGACUUCUAUGGGGCGGGAGGGCGACAACAGCAGCAGCAGCAAGCCUCCACCACAACUUUCAUUCACCCAUUAACGGGGAAAGUUCUGGACCCUUCAUCCCCACUAGGCUUGGCGUUGGCUGCAAGGGAACGUGCCUUGAAAGAUGAUGGUCGCAUGCGCAGGGAGAGGACCACUGAACAUCAUUUUACCCGUCAGUUGUCCAGCAUUGGGGCCUUUCCCUCGUCCACUGCACAACCAACAUCACGCAUCUCCUACUCAAUGGCCUCGUCUUCCUCUGCACCCUCCUCUGCUGCUCAGUCCUCAAGCUCCUCCUCGUACCUUGUUACCUCCUCAUCACUCGCUGCCACCACUACAUCCACUCGGCCUCCAUCUCCCAGGAUCCUGCGUGGAGCAGGAAGCAGCUGGGGUGAGGAAGCAGGGGUUGGAGAACGUGCAGAUAGGGAGGCUGCUGGCACCUCUGCUCCCAGAGAAGGCCUAAGGGUUCGUUUCUCUGAGGAUAAAACUGUCCACACGCACCACUAUCAGAGAAAAAGCUCACGCCCAGUUACAGCAACAGUCCACACAGCCAAUGCCCCAGCAGCCUCGACGCCCCUCAUUCUUGAGGAUGGAGAGUGA